Messenger RNA from Monodelphis domestica (gray short-tailed opossum), 4477 nucleotides. RefSeq names its product protein kinase AMP-activated catalytic subunit alpha 1 (gene PRKAA1). The record is from RefSeq and is a predicted model, not a curated record. Gene Ontology annotation, biological process: intracellular signal transduction; protein phosphorylation. Gene Ontology annotation, molecular function: ATP binding; AMP-activated protein kinase activity. Lineage: Eukaryota; Metazoa; Chordata; Mammalia; Didelphimorphia; Didelphidae. Gene Ontology annotation, cellular component: cytoplasm.
AUGCGCAGGCUCAGUUCCUGGAGGAAGAUGGCGGCAGCGGAGAAGCAGAAACACGACGGGCGGGUGAAGAUCGGCCACUACAUCCUAGGAGACACGCUCGGGGUCGGCACUUUCGGCAAAGUGAAGGUUGGCAAGCAUGAGUUGACUGGGCACAAAGUUGCUGUGAAGAUCUUGAAUCGACAGAAAAUCCGAAGCCUUGAUGUGGUAGGGAAAAUUCGCAGAGAAAUCCAGAACCUCAAGCUUUUCAGACAUCCUCAUAUCAUCAAGCUGUAUCAGGUCAUUAGUACACCAUCUGACAUUUUCAUGGUAAUGGAAUAUGUGUCCGGUGGAGAGCUGUUUGAUUAUAUUUGUAAAAAUGGAAGGCUGGAUGAAAAAGAAAGUCGGCGUUUAUUCCAACAAAUCCUUUCUGGUGUGGAUUAUUGUCAUAGACACAUGGUUGUCCAUAGAGAUUUGAAACCUGAAAAUGUACUGCUUGAUGCACACAUGAAUGCAAAGAUAGCUGAUUUUGGUCUUUCAAAUAUGAUGUCAGAUGGCGAAUUUUUAAGAACAAGCUGUGGCUCUCCCAACUAUGCUGCACCAGAAGUAAUUUCAGGAAGGUUGUAUGCAGGUCCAGAGGUAGAUAUUUGGAGCAGUGGUGUCAUUCUUUAUGCUUUAUUAUGUGGCACCCUUCCUUUUGAUGAUGAUCAUGUGCCAACCCUUUUUAAGAAGAUAUGUGAUGGGAUCUUUUAUACCCCUCAGUACUUGAAUCCUUCUGUGAUUAGCCUUCUGAAACAUAUGCUGCAGGUGGAUCCCAUGAAGAGAGCCACAAUCAAAGACAUCAGGGAACAUGAGUGGUUUAAGCAAGACCUUCCAAAGUAUCUCUUUCCUGAGGAUCCAUCAUAUAGUUCAACCAUGAUUGAUGACGAAGCCUUAAAAGAAGUAUGUGAAAAAUUUGAAUGUACAGAAGAAGAGGUUCUCAGCUGUCUGUAUAGCAGAAACCAUCAGGACCCUUUGGCAGUUGCUUAUCACCUCAUAAUAGAUAACAGGAGAAUAAUGAAUGAGGCCAAAGAUUUCUACUUGGCUACAAGCCCACCAGAUUCUUUCUUAGAUGACCACCAUUUUUCUCGCCCACAUCCUGAAAGAGUGCCAUUCUUGGUUGCUGAAACACCAAGGUCACGUCAUACUUUGGAUGAAUUGAAUCCUCAAAAGUCCAAACACCAGGGUGUUAGGAGGGCAAAGUGGCAUUUGGGAAUUCGAAGUCAAAGUCGACCAAAUGAUAUCAUGGCAGAAGUUUGUCGCUCAAUUAAACAACUGGAUUAUGAAUGGAAGGUUGUAAACCCUUACUAUUUGCGUGUUCGAAGGAAGAAUCCAGUGACAAGCACAUACUCAAAAAUGAGUCUACAGUUAUAUCAGGUUGACAGUAGGACUUACUUACUGGACUUCCGAAGCAUUGAUGAUGAAAUUACCGAAGCCAAAUCUGGAACUACUACUCCUCAAAGAUCAGGUUCUGUGAGCAAUUAUCGAUCUUGCCAAAAGAAUGAUUCAGAUGCUGAAGCCCAAGGAAGAUCCUCAGAUGUUUCCCUUACCUCAUCAGUUACUUCACUUGACUCUUCAACAGUUGACUUAACCCCAAGGCCAGGAAGUCACACAAUAGAGUUUUUUGAGAUGUGUGCAAAUCUUAUUAAAAUUCUUGCACAGUAAACAUAAAUGUUUGCUUAUUUCUUUCAUAGCAAUAAGCAUGCAAAAAUCAUAGCCAAAUGCUUCCAUUUGUAAUCAAGUUAUAAUUAUGAUGCUGAGAAGAAUAGCCCUUUCUGAAUGCAAUUUGCACAGAGAUUGGAAAGUGAUUAAUAGUUCAGUGGCUAAUGUGCAGAAGUUAAUUGUGAUUAUUUUGUUCAUUCUUCCACAGGUAUAUGGUAUGUAAUACAAAAGACACAAAAGACACAAUGAAUUCUAGAUCUGUUAAGCUCACUUUAGUUUUGAAUAUUUCACUGCACACUGAGCUUUGUAGAAUAUUACUGUUUUACCUCAAAGGCCUUUAUAUUUUUCUUAUUUUUUGUUAAAUUUGCUUCAAAAUUUAAGUCAAUAAAUACUUGCUUACUGGUCCCUAGAAAAGUAAAGAAGUGAUCUUUUUCAACUCUUUUAAAGUGCUUGUCCUUUAAUUAUUCAACCAUUUUAACAGUCUGAAUGACUAUAUCCCUUUCAGUACCUUAUAAUAUAACUGAAAAUUGUUACUUCAAAGACAUAAAAUGCACUCAUUUUAGACAAGGCUGAGAAGUCCAAGCACAGAUAGCACUUCAGCAUUCAGAUCCCGUGGCACUGAAUUUAUUCUAGUAGUAAGUGCUAAUACUUUCUAUAUAUAAAUUGCUUUUUCUGUCAGAAGGGAUGAGUUGGCAUACACUGUAAAUAAGACAGGCAGUGCUCUCCAAUUUUAAAAAUACUCUAUUUACCUUUUAUAAUAUAUCUUGACAAUUCAUUAUUAAAUUAAGCAUGAGUCUUUAGCCAAAAUUGACAAUGCAGAUAACCUCUACACAGAGUAUUUAAGUAUCCAGAUAUUUGGGGUUUUAUUUCUCUGAUAAAUUUUCGCAAGAAAAAGUUAGGUUUUCUGAAGGAUCAUAUUUCUGAAACUAGUUCCAGGUUUUCAUUAAUUUUUUUUAAAUAGCAUUAUAUGAACUGAAGAAAAUGUUAACCCACCUCAAGAUCUGAUUUUUAGAAACCUGUUUCUAUAGCUGGAGGUAUUCAUUUUUCUUUUUGAUAAUGGUGUCAUAUAGCUAUGGUAAAUACAAACUUAAAGCCAUUUUAGAGGAAUUUGAUAUCAUGUGUAUGCUAAUAAACAAAUGCUGAAUCUAAUAUUCUUGCCUUAUAUAUGUUACUUUCAGUUUGAUUCUUUUUUAAUAGAUGACCUAGAAGUGUUCCAUAUCUCCAAAUAUUUCUUUCCUUUAUUUAAGUACUUUUACUUUUUAGGUUUGCUAAAGGCAAAUACAGUGAGUAUCUGUCUAAUCAGAUGCUAGAUAGUGUGUUCAUUUGAAUAUCAUGAUAACUUAUAUAAGUGGUUACUAGAGUCAACUCCAAUAAUUUAGUAAAAUGUCCUGAGUUGAAAUGAAGCAUAAUGCUGCUUUAUGUCUAGGGGUUGCUGUAAUUAAUUUUAAAUUUGGACUAAACAACAUAUUAAUAGAUCUACUUAAUAUAGAUACAAAAUCUCAUUCAAAAUUUUUCUUUAUGGCCCUUCAUCUUUAGAACAGUAUUUUGACACAUGCUCUUCAAAUGAAGCAUAAUGUCCCUGGAGGUUAGCAAAAGAUUAUAUUUCUAAAGUUGAAGAUUUGUAGUGCAUAUAUAAUACAGGGGACAUUACUACACUGUGUAUAUAAGCUAAUAUGGCAGAGGAAAAGGAACCAAUUAAAUAGAACUUUCUAAAAUACUUUAUUAAUCAUAUAAAAUUCGGUUCUGAUAUAUUCUUUUAAGUUGUUGUGAUCCUUUCUAGUAAUCAAGUUUCAUUUUGAAGAUGCUUUAAUAUUGCACUUGUACAAAUAGUAUAAUAAAUGCACAGACUUUAUUGCAAUAUAUUGCUUUUAAAAGCUGGGAUCUUUUUGAAAUGAACUGAACUUUUGGUUGUAUAUGUCAAGGUCUCAUCAAAACUUUCACAAAUCUGUUGUUGUCUGCAAAUUCUUACUAAUGUUGAAGAUGUACAAGGAGUCAAGAUGCAAAUGGUUUUUAAUCUUUUUUUAUAUCUUUUCAGCAAUUUAUAUUUUUUUGUGCUUUAAUGCAACCAUGUUUUUUACUUUGUCUUGACAGCUGGAAGAUGUAUAGGUUUUUGCCACAAAUGUAUUAUAUACAUAGUUUUAAAUAUAAUGCAAAUUUUUCUGGCAUGUAAAGAUUUUGCCAUUAAAAAUAGAUGAUUUCUCAUUGAGAGGACUUUUAUACUGGGUUUGGGGGAACCAGAAGCUAAUACUACUUACCUUAAGUAUGAUUUGAUUAAGAUAUAACUCCAUCUUUUAUUUGUUCCACUUUUUUCUUAAAAUAUAUGUUGUUGAAGAUUUUGGAUGAUUUUUUACACCAAUUUCCCCUCUUUAUACACUGUUUGUUGUCUUUGAAAUUAUAGUGAUGCCCUGCUUGUUGAAUUGGUGCCAUGAUGUUAUGAGAUAAGAUGCGGGCUUCACUAAAUUUCAGAGAUCUGAUUUGCAGUGUUGGCAAUGAAAACCCAAAAAGUUUUAUUCAAGUAUGUUCUAUUUUGUAUGUCUUUUUCUUACUUUCCCUCUCCCAGAUUUUCAUCAGUAUGAAAAUACCUUGACAGAGCCUUCUUUCUCAUUAUAAUUUCUCAUCAUAGUCAUUGGUAAAUUGAUUGAAAUUCUACAUGCAACAUUUUAUAAACUGGUAGUAAGAUAGAAAUUGAUCUUUGUGGUGCAAUAUUCCGAGAAAUUUUCAUGUAUGUUUUGCCUGAAGUGUAUUUCAGUAUAAAUUUUCAAAUAAACAAUUUACUUUGCUUUAGAGCCAUUGUACAUUA